Messenger RNA from Gongylonema pulchrum, 654 nucleotides. The record is from the annotation of a GenBank genome assembly. Lineage: Eukaryota; Metazoa; Nematoda; Chromadorea; Rhabditida; Gongylonematidae.
AUGGCAGCUUCGAGAGUUAAAUUUGCGAAAACGCCAGCUGUGGAACAUGAUGCAGCCAAAAAAGCAAAACUCGACGAGGUUUAUGGGCCGGUAGCGAGCAAUGCAAGUUUGGAUCAUCGCCGAAAAUGGGAUCGCGAAGAGUACGAGCGAAAAGCGCAGGAGCGGCUUAUGGCCGAAGCGGAGCAGGAAGCGAGGGCGAAACGGAAGCUGGUGCACACUCCUGAUGAGCAGAAAGUGAAGCGGGAAUACCUCAGAGCCCGAGAAUACAAGACGACACCAUCAGCUGAAACUGGUGGCUACUAUUGUGAUGUGUGUGAUUGUGUUGUCAAAGAUUCCAUCAAUUUCCUGGAUCACAUUAAUGGCAAGAAUCAUCAACGCAAUAUGGGCAUGAGUAUGAAGAUCAAGCGAAGCACGCUCGAAGAAGUGCGACAGCGAUUUGAGUUCAAAAAAACGCAACAAGAAAUGUCAAAGAAAGAAAGCGAAAUGCGCGAGAGGCUUGACGAUGUUAAGGAAGAAGAAGCUCGUAUGGCCGACUAUAAGAAAACAAAGCGGCUGGAACAGAGGAAGAAAAAACAGCCUGAGGCAGAAGUACAGCUGGAUGAGGAGGUUGCUGCAGCUAUGGGUUUUGGCGGUUUUGCUACCAGCAAAAAGUGA